AUGGAGCUCUAUGACCAUGAUUUCUUGGAGGAGUUACUGGCUCUAAGAAGAGAAACAUGGGACACCAAUCCAAGUUCAGAAGAAAACCAGCACUUCUCUAAUGGGUGGAGUUUUGACUGUUUAGAUCAAAACUCUCAUGCUUUUCUUCCAAAUUCUUCCACUUGCCAAGAAGUUCCUCAAAGUUAUAACAACGACUACUCUUUCAAUGAAAUCUAUAGUUCCUUACUCGAUGAAUCCUAUGCAGCACAGUUUACUGAUUCUUCCUAUAACACUCUUCAUACUCCUCUUAAUACCCCUCCAUUUCUAGCUCAAGAAGAUAACCCAUUGUCCAUGAUGGAAGACGAGGAUCCUGGUUUGCUUGGGGAAGAGCUUCAUAAUUUGAACCUUCAAACCACAUGCAAAAUGGAGCCUAGCCAAUCCCCUGAAAUAAUGCCUGCUUUCAACAAGGGUAAGUGUCUUGAAAGAAGGAAUAGAGCAAAGAAGCUGCAGGGGCAACCCUCCAAGAAUCUAAUGGCUGAGAGAAGAAGAAGAAAGAGAUUGAACGACAGGCUCUCCAUGCUAAGAUCAAUUGUCCCUAAGAUAAGUAAGAUGGACAGAACAUCUAUACUAGGAGACACUAUCGAUUACAUGAAAGAACUCUUGGGGAAGAUCAAUAAUUUGAAACAAGAAAUAGAAGUAGAUUCAAACAUGGCUGGCAUUUUCAAUGAUUUAAAGCCAAACGAAAUCUUAAUGAGAAAUUCUCCUAAGUUUGAUGUGGAGAGAAGGAAUGUCAACACAAGGGUUGAGAUCUGCUGUUCAGGGAAGCCAGGCUUGUUGCUAUCUACAGUAAAGACCUUGGAAGCAUUAGGCAUUGAGAUCCAACAUUGUGUUGUUAGCUGUUUCAAUGAUUUCACAAUGCAGGCUUCUUGCUCAGAGGAUUUGGAGCAGAAGACAAUUCUGAGUUCUGAAGAUAUAAAACAAGCACUAUUUAGAAGCGCAGGAUAUGCAGGAAGAUGUUUGUGA
Gastrolobium bilobum is the source of this 1002-nucleotide messenger RNA. Its product is annotated as transcription factor bHLH93-like. Gene Ontology annotation, cellular component: nucleus. Gene Ontology annotation, biological process: regulation of DNA-templated transcription. The coding region runs from base 1 to 1002 and encodes 333 amino acids. NCBI's taxonomy places the organism in Eukaryota, Viridiplantae, Streptophyta, Magnoliopsida, Fabales, Fabaceae. The transcript is spliced from 4 exons. Gene Ontology annotation, molecular function: DNA-binding transcription factor activity; sequence-specific DNA binding; protein dimerization activity. The record is from RefSeq and is a predicted model, not a curated record.